This is a messenger RNA of Podospora anserina S mat+, 1365 nucleotides long. RefSeq lists its product as uncharacterized. Gene Ontology annotation, cellular component: cytoplasm. The coding region runs from base 1 to 1365 and encodes 454 amino acids. The transcript is spliced from 3 exons. Gene Ontology annotation, molecular function: pyridoxal phosphate binding; O-phospho-L-serine:2-oxoglutarate transaminase activity. NCBI's taxonomy places the organism in Eukaryota, Fungi, Ascomycota, Sordariomycetes, Sordariales, Podosporaceae. Gene Ontology annotation, biological process: L-serine biosynthetic process. The record is from RefSeq and is a predicted model, not a curated record.
AUGCCCCGCCAUCCACUGAAGACGAGAGAACUCUUGGAAAGAGUCAUUGUAAUAAAUCUCUUGUGCUACAAGACACACAUCAAAAUGCCUUCUCGCGCCGACAUCACAUACUUUGGCGCCGGCCCUGCCGCCCUUCCCACCGACGUCCUGGAAGCUGCCUCCAAGGCCCUCCUCGACUACAAUGGCACUGGUCUCGGCAUCGCCGAGCACAGUCAUCGCUCUGAGCUGGCCACCAAAAUCAUCAACGAGGCCAAGGCCGACCUGGCUAACUACCUCGAGUUCUCUCCCGAGAACUAUGAGGUCAUCUUCAUGCAAGCCGGUGGUACCGGAGAGUUCGCCGCCUCAGUCUACAACCUUGUUGGCGCCUGGGUGAGCAGACAACACGCCGCUCUCGAGAAGGAGCUCGGUGAUGAUGAAGAGGCUAUCCUGGCUGCUCUCCGCAAGAAGGUCGAGACAGAGCUCAAGGUCGAUUACAUCGUCACCGGUGGCUGGUCCCUCAAGGCUUACCAAGAAGCUCAAAGACUCUUGGGCCCCGAGUAUGUCAACCUCGUUGCUGACGCCCGCACCAUCAACGAUGGCAAGUUUGGCAAGAUUCCCGAUGAGUCGACAUGGAAGCUCAGCAAGGACGCCGCCUAUGUCUACUUCUGCGACAACGAGACAGUCGACGGCGUCGAGUUCCCGGCCUUCCCUUUGGUCCUCACCCCUGAUGCCAACGGAAACGGUCCUAUCGUAGUGGCUGACAUGUCCUCCAACAUUCUGUCCCGCCGCAUCCCAGUCAACAACUACUCUCUCAUCUUCUUUGGUGCCCAAAAAAACCUCGGCUCUACUGGUGUCACUGUUGCCAUCCUCAAGAAGAGCUUCCUCCCCCCUCACGCGGUCCAGCCCAGCGCUCCCCUUCUCAGGAAGCUCGGCUUGCCAAUUCCCCCCAUCAUCUUGCAGUACGAGAUUGUUGCCAAAAACAACAGCUUGUACAACACUCUGAGCAUCUUUGACGUCUACAUUGCCGGUCAGGUGCUCAAGAAGCUCCUCAACACCUACCCCGACAAGGUCGACGGCCAACAGGCUGUUGCUGAGAAGAAGGCUUCUCUCAUCUACGGCGCUCUGGAGGCCCACCCAGAUGUGUACCGCAUUGUUCCUGACAAGACCGUCAGGUCAAAGAUGAACAUUUGCUUUAGGGUGACAAAGAACGGAGACACAGACGAGACCGAAAAGAGCUUCCUCAAGGCUGCCACCGUCUUGGGCUUGACUGGUCUCAAGGGCCACCGCAGCGUCGGCGGCAUCCGUGCCUCCAACUACAACUCCAUCCCUCUGGAAGGCGCCGAGAAGCUGGCCAAGUUUAUCCAUGACUUUGCAAAGGCUUCCUGA